Messenger RNA from Phialemonium atrogriseum, 1362 nucleotides. Its product is annotated as S-adenosyl-L-methionine-dependent methyltransferase. The coding region runs from base 1 to 1104 and encodes 367 amino acids. Gene Ontology annotation, molecular function: methyltransferase activity. The record is from RefSeq and is a predicted model, not a curated record. NCBI's taxonomy places the organism in Eukaryota, Fungi, Ascomycota, Sordariomycetes, Cephalothecales, Cephalothecaceae. The transcript is spliced from 9 exons.
AUGUCUGCGACGGAGCCAAAGUCUGGGCAACCAGAGCCGAUCGAGGCGCCCUCCUCACUCGCUCCAGAACCCGCGACGGCGACGACGGCAAAGACGCUCCCCAUGCUUCCGCCGGAGCACUGGACCGAGGUGGCCGGCCAGGAUGGCGAUGGCGGCGACGACGCUGACUCGGCCCAUGGCGACGAUGCGGCGGAGUCUACGGCAUCCCUCACGUCCACCAUCCUGAGAUACAGGACCAUUCGGGGGCGGACUUAUCACAGUGAGAUUGGCAAUGCUCAGUACUGGGGAGCCAACGACGAUGGCCAUAGCGAGUCUCUAGACAUCCUAAACCAUGUUUUUAAUCUCUGUCUCGACGGUCGACUUUAUGUGGCACCCAUCACGGAUGAUCCCAAGAAAGUCCUUGACAUAGGAACUGGUACCGGAAUCUGGGCCAUCGACUUUGCAGAUCAGUUCCCGGGGUGUGACGUGAUUGGCACGGACAUCAGUCCUAUCCAGCCCGGCUGGGUACCCCCGAACCUCAGAUUUGAGAUUGAAGACUGUACUCGAGAAUGGACCUUUGAAGAGAAUGGAUUUGACUUUGUCCAUAUCCGAUACCUGACGGGCUGUAUCCUGGACUGGACCGAAUUCUUCAAGGAGGCCUACCGGUGCCUAAAACCGGGCGGGUGGUUGCAAAGCUACGAGUCGUCUCCUACCGUUUUCUCCGAUGAUGAUACUCUCCCCAAGGAUAGCGCCAUCGCUCAGUGGGGGCCAAUCUUUAUGGGGGGUGGCGAGAAGACCGGGCGAACCUUUGCCGUGGUAGAUGAUGGGCUCCAGAACACGGCCAUGGAGAAGGCUGGGUUUGUGGAUGUUCAAGAAAAGUGGAUCGAGGUUCCUAGCGGUGGCUGGCCUAAGGAUCCAAAAUUGAGGGAGAUCGGCCAAUUCUCACAGGUGGCGCUCUUAUCAGACGUUGAAGGCUUCAUCUUGUUCUUCACGAACGUUCUGGGCUGGUCCAGAGAUCAGGUCCAAGUCUACAUCGCCCACCUUCGGCGAGAGCUUCGUUCCUUGAAGCAUCAUGUCUACUAUAAGCAAAAGAUUGUAUGGGGCAGGAAGCCGGAAGCACAAUGAGACUUUCUAUGCGGGGCAUGGGUCAUACGGGAGUGAAAGCACAGUAAGGCUGAGAAGGCUGUAAAGGCCGCAAGGAAAGACAGGUCGCUAAGGGAUGGAAAGGGGUUGCUGACUAGCUUCUUGACCAAAUUUGCUGCAGAGCCUCGCGCUGCCGAGGUUCUCAGCCUAAAUAUCAAGCGCCAGGGCAGCCAACAUUAUCGUCCUGUGUCUAAUGCAUUCCAGGACGGCCUUUCACGUGCACCCUGCUGUUUGCUAGAG